AUGUUGAGCAUCAACUUCUCAACUCCCCUCGCGGGAGCUGCUCGAUCUGAGAGAAUCAAGCAGAUGACCAACAACCACCCUGCUUUUGAAAAGUCUCGCCAAUCUCAGGAGAUUCUUGUCAAAAUUCAAACCUCUCUGCGCCGCAUGCCUGGCGUCUCUUCCAAGGAGUCCAGUGAGAUCAUCGCUCAACUCCAGGAAGUCGGGCAGAUUGUCAGCACCGAGACGAGCCAGCUCGUCGACGCGCUCAUGAAUUUGACUCUUGAUCAGGAGGACACUGACAAGGCAAUCGCGCGCAUGAGUAUCGAAGCCAACCUUGCCAAGGCAGAGACCGAUGAUCGGGCUCAUACCCUGAGCACCAUUCGUGCCGAGCUCGCAAAUGAGAAGAGCAAGCGACAAGAGGCCGAAGCCGAAGUCGUCAAGGUCAUGGAAGAACUCCAAAAACUCUCCCGCGAAAUCAAGUCGCUCAAAGGGAAGGGCAACGACGCCAGUUCUGAUGAUGCCAAGUCGUCUCCCGGUCGCGACAUCUUGAUCAAUCAACUCGGGGAAACAAUCCAGCACCUCGAGGAACAGGUCAAUUCUCGUCGAUCCCUUUGGCUCAUGAAGAACCCGAGCCCUGGCUCGGUGGCUCGUGCUGAUGAUACCAUCACCGAGUCUUGCUCUGACAAAGACCAGAAGAGCCUCACGUCGCGCCGCUUUGGCAGUGACGAGGAGAUCAACUCGCGCGAUAGUAAGCCCUCUGGUCCCAACGAAGUCGCUGUCCAUUCCCAGCGUCCUCCGUCUGCUGCACGCUUUGGAUCGCACAUUGUGCCUGGCCCUUCUCGUCCGACAUCAACUGCGCCAAACGAGCGUCGACUCAGCCAGUGGAGACCUCCUACCCCUUCGCAGCCUCAGUCUCGGUUUGGAACCCCUUCCUCAAGCGGCACUGGCCCUCAGUCCAUAUAUAGACGCAACGCUCCCCGUCGCAACUUUGUCAACAGCACUUAUCGUCCGAAUGCUCCCGAGUUUUUUCCUCGAUCCUACGGACAUCCUGACAAGAAUGUCACAUCUCCCGGCAAUGGAGGAUAUAGUCAGCCGCGACAAUACUAUCCCCCUACUCCCUCGGGCGGGCGUAACAAGUACAGUCGAUUCCGUGACCCUGUCCCUGUCCCUGACUACGACGGCCCGCCUGGUGCGCUGACUACUCGGCCUCCUUUCCCUGGGCCUCCUAUCCAUAUCACUGAUAUGACUAUCAACGCUUGGCACGACCAAUUCACUGAGCUCUAUACAUCCAUUCGCUCUUUUGUUGCCCGUCAUGCUAACCUGGCUACCUUUGUCAACCCUAUGGAUCUUUCCGCCACUCGUCUGUGGCCUGUCCUCUUGGCAACCUACCAUCCUCUUUCUGAGCAUGAGGCUGUUUCCUACCUUGACUACCACCUCAAGGAAACGAGUGCUAAAUCCUGCUUGGUCACUCGUGUCGCUAUCGACUAUGUUGUCAACCGCGUUUGGGUCCCUCGUGCCUGGAUGGGUGCAGAGUCUGAUGCUACCCACGGCCUUAUUGAAGUUGAGAAGGAUCUUGAACGAACUCAAGGUCAGCCGGCCGUUCGCCGCCAGCAAUUCCUCGACCGCCAGGCAAGCAUCAUUGAUUCCAUCCUCAAGCUGGAUUCGUACCAGGAGUUCAGCAAGGUCCGCUGCCAGGAGAUCUCGGAUGUAAUUCUCAACAUGAUCGAGCCUCUCCUAAACCCUGAGGCCGACCCCGAGACUAUCUACAAGGAACUGGAGAGUGUCGCUUCAGCCGCUUGGGCUUUGUCAAGCCGCAUCCUCAGCAGCCGACUGACCUUUGACUUCCGCUUUCCCGAGAUUGGAAGCCGCUACUCUUCCCAGUGCAUGCUGCCAAUCUGGCCCGACUUUGAUCCCCAGGAUCUACAGGCUGAGCAUUGGCGUGUCGCUCUUGUCACCACCCCUGUUGUAACUUGCCGCAACGACACUGGCUCAAACAUCUCUGCACACUCAGUCUGUGUAGCUGAUGUCGUCUGCAUGCGAUAA
Molecule: messenger RNA, 2022 nt
Organism: Fusarium venenatum
Lineage: Eukaryota; Fungi; Ascomycota; Sordariomycetes; Hypocreales; Nectriaceae
Source: RefSeq, a predicted model, not a curated record